AUGUUGCGUAUAAGCAGACACUUAGUCUCUGGGAGGGCCGUCAUAAGAAGCCAGCUUGGAACAGGUGGAAAAUAUCAUGUGACCACCUCACGAUUCCUGUGUACAAGUGAAGACGCUGAUAAAAAUGUCAUCAAGAAGUACACAAUCCCUGGUGACUCCUCCGUAUCCCAUGAUGCACUGGGCUCACGUACGGAAAUGGUUUCCCACAACAAGGUUGUUAUCAUGGAUCUCGGGUCACACAGCACUCCAAACAACAGUGAGAAGACAGUGCCAUCUAGUGAGGAAUAUGUGACAACGGAAAUAUAUGAAAAUAUAACGUCACAGAGUGGUGUGACAUCAGAUACUGGUGUGACAUCACAGAGUGGUGUGACAUCACAGAGUGGUGUGACAUCAGAUGCUAGUGUGACAUCACAGAGUGGUGUGACAUCAGAUGCUAGCGUGACAUCACAGAGUGGUGUGACAUCAGAUACUAGUGUGACAUCACAGAGUGGUGUGACAUCAUCCACUGCCACAGCAGAUUUAGACAUAAAUGAUACAGAUGUGGCAUACUCAAAUAGAGCAACAGAUAUAAAGGAUUCAAAUUCCAUGUUGGAUUCUGAGGAUUCUUGUACAGAUACAGUGAUAGGAACAGAAGCAUUGACUCUAACGCCAACAGAAACUGAUGAUUCAUGGGUAACAGCACCAGUGCAUGAUGGGAAGGAUAAGGACCAGUUACAAUCCAACUCAGAGCUGGAUUCUGAGCAGUAUGAAAGUUCUGGCACAGAAAUGCCCAUGCCUGUGGUACAGGACACUGAAGUGACGCAUUAUCAGACAACAACCAAAUACAAGCCUAAGUCGGAGUGGUUGCUGAGUCAGCUGAAGAAGUCAGGAUGUGAGGUACCCCAGGACAAAGCUGUGUUUCGGGCGCUGGCGUUCUCCGAGUAUCAACAGAUCCUGACCAGGUACAUGGAGAAACGGCCAGUGAGGGGAGACCAUAGUGGAGAAACAAAAAGAAAGAUGGGAGAGAGAAAGCGCGACAUUCAAAAUCUUUACACAGGCAAGUUUGUCUCUUUUGUUCCAUUUGUGAAUGAGUCGGUGCUGCUUCAGAAGCUGC
Messenger RNA from Lingula anatina, 1093 nucleotides. RefSeq lists its product as uncharacterized. NCBI's taxonomy places the organism in Eukaryota, Metazoa, Brachiopoda, Lingulata, Lingulida, Lingulidae. The record is from RefSeq and is a predicted model, not a curated record. Gene Ontology annotation, cellular component: mitochondrion. Gene Ontology annotation, biological process: regulation of DNA-templated transcription; mitochondrial ribosome assembly; mitochondrial transcription. Gene Ontology annotation, molecular function: double-stranded DNA binding.